GGUUCGGAGACACGGACCGGAGACAUGCGAGAGAAAGAGCAGGGCAAUUGAAAAAAAAAAGUGUUAAACAGAAGCGGAAAGUCGAAACGCUUGAGAAAAGGGGUCGUGCCUCUCGGCAGUUCCCAAGUGCUUGUAGUCGUUCGGUAACCACAGACCUUCCGGUUCUCUUUUGAAUGCGGGGCUGUCAACGUGAAGGCGCAAAACGCGAUUUUCUACCUUUUGUAUGUGAUGGCUGCUCUCAAGUUUUCUGUCUUCAGCACAGAAGCCGGUCUGCUCAUGGUUGCUCUGAGGUAAAUCUGAAAAGUGAGGAAGUGAAACCAGAUCAUCACAAAUCUUUUUUGUGCUCAUACAGAGGUUGUGAUGGGAAAGAACUUGUACCAGUAUUAUGCUCAUUUUGUGAAAAACAGUUUUGCUUAAGGCACCGUCAUCAGUCAGAUCAUCAAUGUGAGAAACUGGAAACCCCAAAGCCUCGCAUGGCUAUCACCCAACAACUUGUUAAAAAUAUUGUAGAUUCCAAGAAAGAAACCACAGUGAUGAAAAGAUGCAGAGGAGCCAAGAAUGCUGAAACAGCAGCAAAAGUGUCCCUAAUGAAACUAAAAAUGCAUGCAUGUGGGGAUAAGUCCUUGCCACUGACUGAGAGAAUCUACUUCCAAGUAUUUUUACCAAAAGGAGACAAGGAGAAAAGCAAGCCCAUGUUCUUUUGUAGUAAAUGGAGCAUUGGUAAAGUAAUUGAUUCAGCAGCUUCCUUAGCAAACCUUAAAAAUGACAACAACAAAAGCACUGCCAAGAAAUUAAGACUUUGCCACCCAGCAUCUCGAGAAGCUAUGCCUUUGGACCAUACCUUGGCAUCUUGGAUAAGCAACAAAGAAUGCCCACUCUAUAAUGGUGGAAAUGUUAUCUUGGAAUAUCUUGAUAAUGAAGCUCAGUUUUUAGAAGAUACAAAUUCAUAUAUAGAAUAAUUACAAGGAGCUCUUGAUAUGUAAUAAUCAGAUUCAGUACAAAACAAGGUUCUUGGACUGUUUAAAGCUGUGUGGCAUAAGGGGAGGUGGUUUAUUGACAGGAAUCGGUUUUAGAAGCAGACAUAUUAGAAUAUAGCUUACUCCAUUCUACAGGACAAGGAUCUGAAUAACUUGCACAUAUUUGUCCCUUGAUGCUUCUUGACCUAAAGCGUGAACUGUCUCCAUUGAAAAGUAUUAAGUCUGAUUUGACAAUCAGGGCAGCUGUAUUGGUCUGCACUAGAAAAGCUAGAUUCAAGCCCAGUAUCACCUUAGAAAUGAACCAAGAUUUUCGGAUUAUAAGCUUUCAAGAGUCAAAGCUCCCCUCACCAAAGUUGACAUCGGAUGCUCUGAAAACCCCACGGGUGAUCUGUGCUGCCUCAUUAGCACACACAAUUCACCAUAAAUGCAGAAGCUAGCUUCUGAUGAGCUUAUGGGAAAAGCAUCCAAACAUUACUUCGAUUCUUAACUCUACAGAGAAGCUGGUGUUUAGAGAAACUUCUAGAAUGUGAGAUGGUGAAAUGUGCAGGUACAAGUUAGUUUGUGAAAAGGUUACACUUUGUUGUCACCAUGAUUUCUUUUGUCUGUGUUGCAGAAGACCUUGGCAUUUUCUUAACACAGAUCUUGGUGACUGAAAAUUUACUCAGAAACUAAGAUGAUGUAAUCAAACAAGGAAAUAUGUGGUGAUACAAAGACACUUUGUCUUCACCACCUUACAUCUACUGCUCCUGUGCUGUCCUCCUGAUCACUAGGCAUAGCACCAUGUGCACAGCCUCUGAAGCACUUCACUGUAUCACAAGAUGGAGGUUGAGAGGGAGCACAUGUUCUUUCAUUCCAUCCUCUUACUUCAAAGCUAGUUGUUUCUCAGAGCUAAUAGGAAGAAUGGAAGUUGUAAAAACUGUUUUUAUGCCCACCAAGUGUUUGCAAGCACAUGCCUUGCAUAACAAAGUUGGUGUAUGAAAACUUUCUGCCAAUGCAGUAUGCAGUGUCUGUUACAGUAUGCAGCAGAGAAUUUUCUGUUGUGACCCUGAUUUUAUGGAAUUACCUACAGAAGGAAAGCUGAUUAACAUAAGCUUGUUGACCAUAGGCAUUUUUGUUUUAAGGACAAGCUUUAAGGGAGACUGGGGUUUUGAACUGGUACUUGGUUCACGAUUGCAGUACUUAAAUUUUAUAUCAGAACAGCAUUUGGAGUUUUGUGUUUGUUAUCAUUAGUUUGAUAGUGUUUUUGGCAUCUGCUCUACAUUCAUGAUGCAAGAACUGAAAGACCACUGUUCUGUAUUAGACUAAAAACUUCAUCUUGUCCAGCAUCCUAUUCCACAUAGCUGACAGCCAGAUGAUUUGGGGAACUCCACAAAUGCUCAUGAAAUCUGGAAAGCCACUGGAGGAAAACCCCCCACAAACUAUAUAUCCAGGAAAGCUUUGCAUUUUACAAUAUCUUUGUCAAUUAUUUCAGUUGCAAACUUCUGGAACAUGCAGAAUUGUAUUUCAGUACAAUGCACAGUAUAACCACAUGCUGCUAGAACUAUUGAGUUCUUUGAUAUCAGAGCACCAGCUAUCUUUGGUUUGAAAUAAAGUACAUAGUUGUAAUUUUGGCUAUGGAUAGAAAA
Messenger RNA from Heteronotia binoei (common prickly gecko), 2602 nucleotides. It is a transcript of the gene ZFAND1, whose product is annotated as zinc finger AN1-type containing 1. Bases 174 to 959 code for a protein of 261 amino acids. Gene Ontology annotation, molecular function: zinc ion binding. Gene Ontology annotation, cellular component: cytoplasm; cytoplasmic stress granule. The record is from RefSeq and is a predicted model, not a curated record. The transcript has 8 exons. NCBI's taxonomy places the organism in Eukaryota, Metazoa, Chordata, Lepidosauria, Squamata, Gekkonidae. Gene Ontology annotation, biological process: cytoplasmic stress granule disassembly.